Dacryopinax primogenitus is the source of this 947-nucleotide messenger RNA. RefSeq lists its product as uncharacterized. Bases 1 to 909 code for a protein of 302 amino acids. NCBI's taxonomy places the organism in Eukaryota, Fungi, Basidiomycota, Dacrymycetes, Dacrymycetales, Dacrymycetaceae. The transcript has 4 exons. The record is from RefSeq and is a predicted model, not a curated record.
AUGCACAAGCUGCACGCACAGAAAGUACCCUUCCCGGGCUUGGAGGGGGAGGUGCUGAGGUACAGCUCUACUGUGGUCGUGCGGCCUGCGCAGAGGGAGGCGGGAGCUGGAGAGCCGGGGGUAGUGCUUAUCAUGCGGUGGAUGGACGCCGCCGAUGCCCAUGCAGCAAAGUACAUGUCUGCAUAUACACAGCUCUAUCCAGGUAGCACGCAAGUUGUUGUCUCCUCCCCCCAGAAGCUGUUGUGGCUGGGCGAGGCGUACAGGGAGCAGGAGAUGGGCGUCGUUCAGCAGGUUUUGGAGGAGCAGGGGGUGCUUGGAAGGGGGCAGCAGGGGGAAGGGAAGGGGCUGUUGUUGCAUGUCUUUUCGAAUGGAGGGUGCUUGACACUUAUCUCCCUCUGCAAGCGGAUCCUCGCAUACCGUGCCCUCCCCACCUCCCCCUCCACCGCCGCCGACGACCCCGCCCCGCCCCAGCCUGCCCUACCCGCCAAAGCGAUCAUCUACGAUUCCUGCCCCGCGCCCAUCACCCUCCCCGGUGGUGCAACGGCGUUUAGCAUGAUCUUCCCCCCACCUGUGCGGGGGAUUGCGUGGUACGCGAUCUACGGCUUGUUACUCCUUGUUCGGGGCGUGAACGGGUUGCUCGGAUACCCGGAUUCUGUAGGUCGGAUGAGGGAGGAACUCCUUUCCCCCCUGUUGUUGCCUGAUGAGGCGCAGAGGGUGUAUGUCUACGGGACGGGGGAUAGGAUUGUACCGUUUGAGGAGGUGGAGGAGAUGGUGGAGCUGGAGAGGAGGAGGGGGAGGAAGGUGCGGCAAGAGAGGUUUGAGGGGAGUGGGCAUGUACUGCAUGUGAGGAGUGAGCCGGGGAGGUAUUGGGAGUGUGUGAAGAGGGUGUGGGAGGAGGCUCAGGUGUAAUUGAUCACUAGUACUUGUUUGGUGCUAAACAUGUUGUC